Molecule: messenger RNA, 5800 nt
Organism: Nerophis ophidion (straightnose pipefish)
Lineage: Eukaryota; Metazoa; Chordata; Actinopteri; Syngnathiformes; Syngnathidae
Gene: tmc2a
Product: transmembrane channel-like 2a
Exons: 19
Coding region: 1-2724 (907 amino acids)
Biological process (GO): vestibular reflex; detection of mechanical stimulus involved in sensory perception of sound
Cellular component (GO): plasma membrane
Molecular function (GO): mechanosensitive monoatomic ion channel activity
Source: RefSeq, a predicted model, not a curated record
AUGCCCAGAAAGAAGACUCUGUCAGCAGACGAAGAUGGCGCCACCCGGAGGCGAGGAAACAGAAGGCAAGUGAAGGCAGCCAAACAAGCAGCCAGUGAGGAUGAAGACGAGGAAGACAACAUUGUGGCUUCUCGAAGCCGGAAGUCAGCAAAGAAGCCCGCCAAGAAAAUUGAAGAAGAAGAGGAAAGUGAAGAUGAGGCACCCAGGAAGAAGAAGAAUGGUGGCGCAGCAAGCAGGAGGAAAAGAGGAGGCAAAGGUGAAGACAGCGAGGAGGAGGACAGUGAUGAAGACAAAGGAAAGAAGAGGAAGAAGGGAGGGGGCAAGAAAGGAGGAAAAGAAGAGGAACAAACUAAAGGUAAAAAAGGAGAAGCUAAAGGAAAAGACAACCAAAAAAAGAAGAAAAAGGUGGAAAGUUCAUCCGAUUCAAGUUCAAGCUCAGAUGAGGAAGAGGAGUCUUUGUCAGAAGGAGAGAUGGCUUUGCUGAUGGAGGAGGUGGAGGAGAAGAAGAAACUGAUAGCUAUUAUCAGGAACAAACCAUGGAGGAUGAAGAGGAGGCUCACACACCUGAAGGAAGCUCAAGAGUUUGUGGACAAGUUUGAAGGAGCUCUCGGCAAAGGAAAAGGCAGGAAGUGGUACGCCUACAAAGUGAUGAUGACAAAGAAAUGGAUUAAGUUCCAGAGAGAUUUUGACAACUUCAAAACAGCAUGUAUCCCCUGGGAGAGGAAGAUCAAAGACGUGGAAAGUCACUUCGGCUCAUCUGUGGCUUCUUACUUCAUCUUUCUGCGCUGGAUGUACGGCAUGAACCUGGUUCUGUUUGGGUUCACCUUUGGACUGGUGGUCAUACCUGAGGUUCUAAUGGGGCUCCCCUAUGGAUCCAUUCCCAGGAAGACUGUGCCAAGAGCAGAGCAGGCGACCGCUCAGGACUACUCAGUCCUCUUGGACUUUAAUGGAUAUUGCAAGUAUUCCGUUCUGUUUUACGGAUAUUACAACAGCCAGAGGACCAUCGGCUUGCUCAAGUUCCGGCUCCCUCUGGCUUACCUCAUGGUUGGCGUCGGAACGUUUGGCUACAGCCUGAUGGUCGUAAUCCGCACGAUGGCCAAGAAUGCGGACCUUGGCGGCGGAGACGGUGAAGAUGGAGAGUUCACCUUUGGCUGGAAGAUGUUCACCAGCUGGGAUUAUCUCAUUGGAAACGCUGAGACUGCGGACAACAAGUAUGCCUCCAUCACUACCAGCUUCAAGGAGUCCAUUGUGGAUGAGCAGGAGAACCAGAAGGAUGAGAACAUUCAUCUGCGGAGGUUCCUCAGGGUGCUGGCUAAUGUUCUCAUCACCUGCAGUCUGGGAGGUAGUGGAUACCUCAUCUACUUUGUGGUGAAGCGCUCUCAGGAGUUUGCCAACAGAACUGAUCUCAGCUGGUAUGAGAAAAAUGAGUUGGAGAUCAUCAUGUCUCUGCUGGGUCUUCUCUGUCCUCCACUCUUUGAGACUAUUGCGGAGUUGGAGGACUACCAUCCUCGGAUCGCUCUCAAGUGGCAGCUGGGACGCAUCUUCGCUCUCUUGCUAGGGAACCUCUACACGUUUCUUUUUGCCCUCUUUGACGAGGUCAACAAUAAGCUGAAUGAAGAACAGUCAAUCAAGAACGCCUCCAUCUUGGCCAUACAAGAAUACUACGCUAACUUCUCUCGACUGGCCAAUGACUCAGAGGCAACCCCACCCCCCAUGAACCCUGCCGAUGUCAUUAGAGGACCUUGCUGGGAGACGGCUGUUGGCAUAGAGUUUGUAAAGCUGACGGUGUCAGACAUUCAGGUCACCUAUCUGACCAUCUUGAUAGGUGACUUUGCCCGAGCUGUCAUUGUGCGUUUUCUUAACUAUUGCUGGUGCUGGGACCUGGAGGCUGGAUUUCCCUCAUAUGGAGAGUUUGACAUCAGUGGCAAUGUUCUGGGACUGGUCUUCAAUCAAGGAAUGAUCUGGAUGGGAGCGUUUUAUGCUCCCGGUCUGGUCGGGAUCAACGUGCUGCGCCUGCUCACCUCCAUGUACUAUCAGUGUUGGGCUGUGAUGGCCACCAACGUCCCCCAUGAGAGGGUCUUUAAGGCCUCCAAGUCCAACAACUUCUACAUGGGUCUGCUCCUCCUCAUCCUCUUCCUCAGUUUGUUGCCUGUUGUCUACACCAUCAUGACCCUGUCGCCCUCGUUUGAUUGUGGACCCUUCAGUGGUAAAGCGAAGAUGUUUGAUGUCAUCAUUGAAACCAUCACACUGGACCUGCCAGCCUUCAUUGGGACAUUGUUCAGUUAUGUCGCCAACCCAGGUCUCAUCAUACCGGCUGUUUUGCUCAUGGUACUGGCCAUCUACUAUUUGAACUCGGUUUCAGAAGCCUACAAAAACUCCAACUUGGAUCUGAAGAAGAAGAUGCAGAUGGCUCGCGAUGAAGAGAAGAACCGAAGGAACAACACAGACAGCACCAACCAGGUCAUGAAAGAUUUGGAGGAUCUGCUACCAAACAGUUCUCUGGCACCUCCUCCUCCACCACCAGAGCCUGAAAAGCCUUCCAAUGCAAAGCCGACCAAAACAAAACCAGGUACAGCUGGAAAAGGCGUUCACCUGCAGAAAGAUGUGACCCUUGCGUCAUCUAAACCUGCUCCCCAUGAGCCAGUAACCCGAGCCCCACGAGGACGGCAACCAAUAUCCGGUCCUGGUCGAGGCCGCGGGAGAGGAGCCCCUCCUAGAAUAUGACACAGUAACUAUCACCAUAGGCUCAACAACCAUAUUUGUUGUUACAACUACAUUUAUUGUUGUUCUCAUCCAAAUUAAAAAUUUAGACAAGGAUUUUAAAAAUAAAUCUGGAUGACCAUUUCUAAUAACCAUAUUAGAUAGGAUUGUUUCAAGUUCAAAAAAUCUGGAGAAAAAUAUUUUUAAUCGUUACAGUGUAACUGUAAAUAAUAUAUGACUGAAAUCCAUGAAUAGUUACAUCUGUUUCUGUCUUGAAAAUGUUCAGCCCUAAUUAUGAAUUACAUUUAAAUACAGAAUGUGUGCAGUGCUCGUAGCAAAGGAGUAUAUUUUCUGUUUAAGUAAGUUAACAAGUUAACAAUCAUCCAGUACUUGAUAUAUUGAUUACGCACCUACAGUUUGGAUUUAUGAUAAUUCCAUUGUGUUUCAUUGAUGAAGUUGUGUAGAAAUGAACAAGAAUACUUAAUGAAAGAAGCAAGUGUCUCCAAUCCGUUCAUCACGAUCAACCAGUAGAUCUUUGGAACUUUAUUGGUAUAUCCCAAAAAUAUUAAGAAAAAUAAAUGCAUAAUCAUCGCCUUCCCAGAAAGUGACCAACAGACCUGGUAACAUACACUUAACCUCUGUACUCAGCACAUGUUUAGACAUUUGAAUGCAAAGUAAUAAACUCUGCACUCCAAUAACGCAUUUAGUUGCAUUUUGUUGGUUUCAGUUUUUAAUUUCAGUCAGGGAAACUUGGAUAAUACUUCUGUGUCAAAGUUCUGGCUAACACUACACCUUCUUGUCCUGCAAACCUUCUUUGUGUAACAGGCACUUUUGGAAAAAAUCCUCAAGCUGUGCAUGGCUCUGUGAAUCGUUGAAACUAUAUACUAUGAAGACCUGCACAGACAAGAGUUUCCAAAACGUGACCAAGGUGCUCGAUUUUUACAAUGACUCGCGGCACAUUGUAGAAAUACAAUUUGGGAGUAGAUCCUGCCUUUUUGUUCAUGGCCGGGAUCAGGGAGGGGCCUUGGGAUCCAAAUCUUUGGUGGCCAAUGGCCUAAAAAUAACAUGUAAGGCAGGGGUGUCAAACUCAAAUACAGAGUGGGCAAAAAUUUUAAACGGAACAAAGCUGCGGGCCAAGGUUGAACAAAUGAACCUUUUAAUAGGGACCCAAACAAGUUUUGCAUUAAAUAUUAAACAAGCAAGGCUUAUAUAACUUUAGUGACAUACAAAAUCCAGUUUCAAAUAAUAAUAAUAAUAAUUAAAAAAAUAUCAAUGGCAUAUCAAAUAAAAUUGAAAUAAACAUUUUACGCCUUUUUUUUCUAUUUGCAAUCUUAUGAGGUAAAUAUCAAAUUUUUUCCACAGGCUAAUAAUAAAUUUGAAAAUAAAAUAACUAUAAUGAAUGAACCACACAUUCAAGCCUUGAAGUAGCAAGAGAAAAUGCAGGAAUAAAACGUUAAUUAUUGGUCAGUUUGCUGGAAGUUUCCCGGAAGAGUUAGUGCUGCAAGGGAUUCUGGGUAUUUGUUCUGUUGUGUUACGGUGCGGAUGUUCACCCGAAAUGUGUUUGUCAUUCUUGUUUGGUGUGGGUUCACAGUGUGGCGCAUAUUUGUAACAGUGCUAAAGUUGUUUAUACAGCCACCCUCAGUGUGACCUGUAGGGCUGUUGACCAAGUAUGCAUGGCAUUCACUUGUGCGUGUGUGUGUGUGUGUGUAAAAGCCACAAAUAUUAUGUGACACACUGUUAGUAUGGAGGAAAAGCGGACGUGACGACAGGUUGUAGAGAACGCUAAAGGCAGUGCCUUAAAUGCACGGCCCCAAUAUAGUUGUCCAGGUGGAAAUCGGUAGAAAUUCAGGAGAAUGGUUGCCCCGGGAUAUUUUCGGGAGGGACACUGGACUCCGGGAGUCUACCGGGAAAAUUAGGAGGGUUGGCAAGUAUGAGUAUUAGCGGUGAAUGCGGUGUUACAGCGGCACCAGCGCUGUAUAACACCGGCGGGCCAGCUCUAAUGCUAAAUUGAUAUUGCCCAUCCAUCCAUCCAUCAUCUUCCGCUUAUCCGAGGUCGGGUCGCGGGGGCAACAGCCUAAGCAGGGAAACCCAGACUUCCCUCUCCCCAGCCACUUCGUCUAGCUCUUCCCGGGGGAUCCCGAGGCGUUCCCAGGCUAGCCGGGAGACAUAGUCUUCCCAACGUGUCCUGGGUCUUCCCCGUGGCCUCCUACCGGUUGGACGUGCCCUAAACACCUCCCUCGGGAGGCGUUCAGGUGGCAUCCUGACCAGAUGCCCGAACCACCUCAUCUGGCUCCUCUCGAUGUGGAGGAGCAGCGGCUUUACUUUGAGUCCCUCCCGGAUGGCAGAGCUUCUCACCCUAUCUCUAAGGGAGAGCCCCGCCACACGGCGGAGGAAACUCAUUUCGGCCGCUUGUACCCGUGAUCUUAUCCUUUCGGUCAUGACCCAAAGUUCAUGACCAUAGGUGAGGAUGGGAACGUAGAUCGACCGGUAAAUUGAGAGCUUUGCCUUCCGGCUCAGCUCCUUCUUCACCACAACGGAUCGGUACAACGUCCGCAUUACUGAAGACGCCGCACCGAUCCGCCUGUCGAUCUCACGAUCCACUCUUCCCUCACUCGUGAACAAGACUCCUAGGUACUUGAACUCCUCCACUUGGGGCAGGGUCUCCUCCCCAACCCGGAGAUGGCACUCUACCCUUUUCCGGGCGAGAACCAUGGACUCGGACUUGGAGGUGCUGAUUCUCAUUCCGGUCGCUUCACACUCGGCUGCGAACCGAUCCAGCGAGAGCUGAAGAUCCCGGUCAGAUGAAGCCAUCAGGACCACAUCAUCUGCAAAAAGCAGAGACCUAAUCCUGCGGUUACCAAACCGGAACCCCUCAACGCCUUGACUGCGCCUAGAAAUUCUGUCCAUAAAAGUUAUGAACAGAAUCGGUGACAAAGGACAGCCUUGGAGGAGUCCAACCCUCACUGGAAAUGUGUUCGACUUACUGCCGGCAAUGCGAACCAAGCUCUGGCACUGAUCGUACAGGGAACGGACCGCCACAAUAAGACAGUCCGAUACCCCAUACUCUCUGAGCACUCCCCACAGGACUUCCCGAGGGACA